AGCUUGAAAUAGGGAAAUCCAUGAUAUACAUGUUUAGUAGAUGACUUGGCAGUAAGCAUAGAAAGAUGAUUGGCCCGUCGAUAUAGUUAAAUCACUUGAAGAAAAAAAAAAAUAAUAAACGAAUAUUGAAAGUAAAAGAUUCAUGUUCUCUUCAUAAAAGGGUUGCUAUUUUGGUUAUUUUAUGGAGGAAAAAAAAAAAAAACCUUGGCUAUGGUUAUUUUCUCUUCAAAAAAAAAAUAUUUGAAGGGCGUAAUUUGAUAAAUUAUGGGUCGGGUCGGUCCUUUUAUACGAUAUUUAUUAUUUAUAACGGUUGCAUGGGAAGAUCCUCGUUCGUGAUUACCAAAUACAACCUGCAAUUGAUUUCGAGGGUUUAGGGUCUAGAGUCUAGACGAAUCGAUUUGGGGCUCCCUCUUUCGCAUCCAUUCUCCAUACCUUGUUCAGGCGAUCUCCAUACCUUGUUCAGGCGAGCCAACCUCCGGCGGCGACAGACCAUUCUACUUCAGCGACGCAGAGCCCUUCUCAGGCAAUAGUUCUUUGAUUUGGGUUUCUUGAAGGUUUUAGUAUUUGUUUAUUUCCCCUAGAAAUAUCAUAUCGAUAGUUUAUCAUUGAUCUUGAUGAUGAAUUUGUUAACUAGUGUUCUGAAGUUACAACAUAUUGGCGCAAGUGUUUGAGGAUAGUAAACAUAAUAUAUUCCCUUAGGUUUUAUGAUUUCAAGUGCUCAAUGGAUAUUCUAAAAGAAUUCAAACUGAUCAAAUCAAUCAUAUCUAAGAUCGUCAUAUCUCUGUGUGAUAUUCUAGAGUUGUUUAGUUGAUUAUUAUCGUGAUUUAACACAACCUCUGUUUCAAGAAUUGUUUAGAAACCAAAUCUUGCAUGCGUAUUAAACUAUUAAUCGACUACUAAGAGCGAAUUUGGAGCUCAAGGAUCUCUGAUCAUAUUAGGGCUCUGAAGCAGGUUGUUAACGUUUUGGGGAUGUAGCAUUGACUGAUCUAUUGUUCGACAGUUUUCAUAAAACAGAAAUCCCUUUCUGUUAUCUCUAUUUUCUCAUCUUAAAUAUCAAAUGUGACAAUUAAUGAAACCCUUUUUGGUGUAUGUUUCUUAUUUAUAGGUGGUGUUUUAGAUGAGUGUGAUGUAUGAUGAUUCACAGGUGAACUCAUCCAGCAGUAAUGAUUUUGCUGCAGUUCUGGAUACAGAGUUGGAUUCCACAUCUGACACUUCUCCUGAACAAAAAGAAGAUGCCAAUGAGACAUAUGAUCAUAUGGAUAUAAAUAGGACAAAAAGGCAAAAGAUCGAUGAUGUGUUAGAAAAUGUAGAAACAUCAAUGAAGAAGGACAUAUGCACACAUCCUGGUACUAUUGUAGGAAUGUGCUUCAAGUGUGGAGAAAAAAUGGAUAAAAAAAUCGGUGUUGCAUUUAGGUACAUACACAAGGGUCUAAGGCUUACUAAGGAUGAGAUCACUCGUUUGCGUGAAAGAGAUUUAAACAAUCAAUUUAGCCAAAAAAAGCUAUGCUUGGUUCUUGAUUUAGAUCACACCUUACUUCACUCCACUCAAAUUACCGAUUUAACCCAAGAAGAAGGAUAUUUAAUGAACCAAAGUGAGCAUACACAAGAUGCAUUAAGAGAGAGUCUCUUCAAACUAGACUCCAUUCAAAUGUUAACAAAGUUAAGACCUUUUGUUCACACUUUCUUGAAAGAAGCAAGUGAACUCUUUGAAAUGUACAUUUACACUAGGGGAGGAAGAGCUUAUGCUCUAGAAAUGGUUAAUCUGCUUGACCCUAAAAAGGUUUACUUUGAUUCAAGAGUGAUUGCUCUAACUGAUUGCCCUAAAAAGCAUCACAAAACCCUUGAUGUGGUUCUUGUUCAAGAAACUGCUGUUCUAAUUCUUGAUGAUACAGAAAGAGUGUGGGGGAAGAAGGACAAGGAGAAUCUUAUUUUGAUGGAAAGAUAUCAUUUUUUCGCUUCAAGUCGUAAAGAAUUAAGAUGCAGAGGUUAUAAAUCAUUAUCUGAAUUGAAAUUGGAUGAAAGUGAAGUUGAUGGAGCUCUUGCAAGAAUUUUACAAGUGCUCAAGCGAAUCCAUCAUAUGUUCUUUGAUUUGGAACUUGGAGAUGAUUUCACAGGCCGAGACGUAAGACAGGUGUUGGGGACAGUUCGUGGUGAAAUCUUGAAGGGGUGUAAGAUUUUUUUCUGUCGUGUGUUGGCAACAGAAUUUCAUCGGUUAUGGAAAAUGGCAGAGAGAUUAGGGGCUAAAUGUGUGACAGAUGUUGACAUGUCAGUGACACACGUCAUUUCCGUAGAUGGUGGACAUGACAGGUGUCGUUGGGCGGCUCAAGAAAACAAGUUUUUGGUUCAACCAAGGUGGUUGGAAGCCGCAAAUUACUUGUGGAAGAGGCAACCCGAGGAGAUAUUUUCUGUGAUUGUAAAGGAAAUCAAAGAGAACACGUGAUGUUUUUGUUUUUCUUUUGUUUUUUUUACAAGGAUAUUUGUAUUAUGUAGUGAUCAUUGAUGUAUAAUGGAGUCGUUUUGAUCAGAAAUCGGUGUAAAGAAGUAUUAGAGUUAACACUAUUAGAUUUGAUUAUUCUUCUGUUGAUGUCGAUGUUAUUCGCAUGAGUAAUGCUUCAUUGUUUUGUAUUUGGUUAAAUACUAAAUGGUUAAUGCAUGAAGCUUUUUAACAUAUGAAAAA
This is a messenger RNA of Lactuca sativa (garden lettuce), 2677 nucleotides long. NCBI's taxonomy places the organism in Eukaryota, Viridiplantae, Streptophyta, Magnoliopsida, Asterales, Asteraceae. The record is from RefSeq and is a predicted model, not a curated record.